AUGACCCUCUCCACCAAACACGAAACAUACAACAUGGAGACCAUCAUCGAGAAACUUCAAAACCAGCUCGAGACAAUGAUGGAAUCAUUGGCAAUGGUCCAAAACGCAUACACCAGCAUCUACGAGUCAAGGCAGACUAUGAUACAGGAAACACCGGUGGAAAUGCCAUACAUGCAUGUCAUCAUCACCGAAUCCUUCAUCAAAGACCUCGACACCGUCAUCAUGCUCGACAUAUUCCAAGCGAUGCAGGAGAACAUGAAUGCAGCAACAGACCUCUACAAGAAGAUCAUUCAAGACCACAAAGCACCAUGA
Molecule: messenger RNA, 312 nt
Organism: Lactuca saligna
Lineage: Eukaryota; Viridiplantae; Streptophyta; Magnoliopsida; Asterales; Asteraceae
Source: the annotation of a GenBank genome assembly